Messenger RNA from Leptopilina heterotoma, 3657 nucleotides. It is a transcript of the gene Hsl, whose product is annotated as hormone-sensitive lipase. Gene Ontology annotation, molecular function: sterol ester esterase activity; triacylglycerol lipase activity. The coding region runs from base 557 to 2743 and encodes 728 amino acids. Gene Ontology annotation, biological process: cholesterol metabolic process; triglyceride catabolic process. The transcript is spliced from 10 exons. The record is from RefSeq and is a predicted model, not a curated record. Gene Ontology annotation, cellular component: cytosol. Lineage: Eukaryota; Metazoa; Arthropoda; Insecta; Hymenoptera; Figitidae.
UCGAACAGCUGUUCGAUGUCAUUCCGCAACUGACAAAGAGAACGAAAUUAAAAUUAAUUACUCCAUUGUUAUAAUUGUAACAUCAAAUAAUUGUGCAGUGUGAAGUACCUCAUUGAAAAAAAUGUGCAACAAAACACAUUUGUGAAAAACAAAAACAGUGUCCUUGACACUUGCGGCGUAUAAAAAUUGAAGAGCAAUAUUUACAAUUUUCCUUCAUUUACACAAAAUUAUUCAAAAUUAAAAUGUACGUCAUAAACGUAAUGCUGAAUCAUCUCUGUACUUAAUUCCUCAGUAAAUUCAUUAGUGCUUUGUAUUUCGAUGCAAUAGACAACUUUUUUCAUAAACUUAACCUCACUCAAGAAACAUGAUGAUGAAAGAAUGAUCUCGAAAAUAAAGAGAAAUAAACUAAUUCAUGUCAGGAACAUGAACUCGAAAGAAUUGAAGGAUUAUUCUUGAAAUUUGACUAAAGUGUAUCCGAGUUUAAAAAUUUGAAUGACUCGGAUUUUCGCAUUUAAUUUGACAGCUGAUAAAUUGUCAGUGUAAAGAAAUUUUGACGAUGUCUUCUGACGAUGAUUUUGAGAGACCCUUCGAGGACAUUGAACCUCCAGAAUGGGCUGCUUUGAGGGAAAUAUGCCAGGCAAAUGUGAAAUAUUUUGCUGCAGAGCAAGACGAUGGAAGUAUCAGGAUAAAAAGUGCUUUAAUUGCUUGUUUGGAUUACCUGGGUCAAUUGUAUCCUUGUUAUCAAGAAAUUGGCAAAAUUGCCCCACAGUUCGAUUUUGAUUCAAAAACACCGGGUAAUGGAUACAGAAGUUUUUUGGUUUUAGUCGACAAGUGUAUUUUAUACACUGAAAAUGUUUGUCAUCGAAUGUAUCGACAGAAGGAUUAUUUAUUUUUCUCCAAAAGUUUUCACACCAAAGAAAUUGAGACGUGCUCGCAACUUUUUGCCUCGUUAUUUACUUUGUUGCAACACUUACAAACUCUCUACUCCUGGAGUAUAGCGAAUGAAAAUAAAGAACCGUCUUUAUUUGCCUCGGAAGAUCAUGGUCCACAGGAACUUUUAAAUCAAGCAGAAGCUGUCAAUCAGUAUUGUUUCUAUGGCAGAUCUAUAGGAUUUCAGUUUUGCAGCAGCAUGCAAGUUAUAUUGAGAACAAUAUCGAUUUGCAUGGCGGCAUUUAGCGAGUCGUUUUUCUCAAAAGGAAAUAUGUUGGAAAGAUGGGGCAAUUCUCUGAAAUAUGUAUCGGAUCCAGAAGCAAAGGCACGCUGUCUAGUUAAUAUAUCUCAAAAUGCAGAUAUUUCCUUUUGCAAAGCUUUUUGGCUACUCAACGAAUCGGGCAUAGCGCAGAUUUAUCCAUCCAUUGUAAUGCCUACAUUAGUCAUUAACCAAAUAAUUUCCAUACCACCUGAGGAAAUAAAUCUGAUUACUUUGGAAAAUGAAACAAUUUCUAUUCCCAUUCCAACAAGUCACAUUGGGAAGAAACCGAUUCACGUCAGGUUGAUGAGUGCCAAGCGAAGAAUAGGAAUGGUAGGAUCAGGAAGCGCUGGAGGCCGAUUAGAAAAUCAAUCAGAAAUUCUUGUGAUACACUGUCACGGAGGUGGAUUCGUAUCGCAAAGUUCCAAAUCACAUGAAGUUUAUUUACGCAAUUGGGCUGUGAGUUUAGAUGUGCCAAUUUUAAGUAUCGAUUACAGUUUAGCUCCCGAGGCUCCAUUUCCUCGGGCUCUGGAGGAAAUCCUCUACACUUACGCUUGGGUGUUGAAUCACUCCAGCACUUUACUAGGCAGCACUGCUCAAAAAAUCAUCUUUAUAGGAGAUUCGGCCGGUGCUAAUUUAAUAUUAGGAACGACCCUCAAAUGUUUUGAAUUAAAUAUUCGAAGACCCAACGGAAUAUUUAUGGCGUAUGUGCCUGUUUGGGUGGAAUUUAUUCCAUCGCCAGCUCGUCUUCUAUGUCUCACGGAUCCUUUAUUACCAUUUGGUUUUAUGAUGAGAUGCCUGAAAGCGUACGCUUUGGGAAAUACAAAGAAAUCUCAAAUGGAAACUGAUGAAAACGAAGAAAGUUCAAAAUCAGACACCGAAUCGUUUGCCGAAGUCAGUGAAAGUGAUUUAAUUGCUCUGGCUUUGAGUCCUAAUGGUGAUGAAGAUGAGCCUAAACUUGCAUCUCUACCUUCGGAUUCAACAUUGAAUUCUGUCAGUCUGGCCGAUGUGGAUGGUGCACAAGCUUCAGAACUUCCAGAAGAAAAAGCAAAGUCUCAAGAGUAUAUACAAAAGUUUCUGAACUUGUAUAAAAAUUCCAAUUUACGUACAUCUUUUCCCAUGUUGAAUGGAAGCAAAGGAAAAGACAGUGAAGGAUCCACUAGUUCUAAAUCGUGGUCUCUCUUUGGAUGGAGUUCUAAAAAAAGUGACGACGAUAAAAUGGAAAAUAGUGACGAGAGAAGUCCUCUCGAUGAAUUUGUAUUCAGCGUUCCUCGACAUCCACUCUUGAGUCCUUACCUCGCUUCUGAAAGUGUUCUCAGUAAAUUUCCACCUGUUAAGAUACUGACAGUUGAAUUCGAUCCUUGCCUUGACGACUGUGUAAUGUUUGCUAAGAAACUUCUGAAGCUUGGAAAUUCCAUCACACUCGAUAUUCUACCCGGCCUACCUCAUGGAUUUUUAAAUUUAUCCUUGAUCUCUAAAGAAGCAGCAGAUGGUUCAGAAUUAUGUGUAAAACGAAUACAGGAACUGAUUUCAAUGGCUCAAGGAAGCGCUUAAUUGAAUGUUAAAAUUCUCUAUUAUUGACAAGUCCAUCCACAUGAAUUGAUAAAUGUGCAAUUUCUUAUUAUCCAAUUUUAAAAAGAAAAAGGUCCAUAUGUUUCUAUAAUGAAUUUUAAUUUAUCUGCUGUUUCAUAAGCAACAAUUUUAAAUGCACGUGAGUCCAAUUUAACAAUAUUCACACAGUUUAUAUACUAUUGAAAAAAACAGAUGUAAAUAUUUUAAUAUCUACAAGUUUUUCUCCGAUAAUUUUUUACAACAGAUGCAGACAUUCAUUUUAUUUAUUUAUUUAUUUGCAAAUAUAUAAUAUGCAUUAAUUUUUAUAACUAAAUCCAUGAAUUUUAUGAAUUUUAUGAAUUAUAUUGUAUACAUUAAAAGUAUUUUUUAAAUGAGAGAAGAGGCAUUAAUACUAAUAGUUUUUUACGUAAAGUGCAAAUUCUCCGAAAGAGGCUCAAGAAUCUUUUUUUUUCGAGGUAAUGUAUACGACGAUCACCUGGACUUUGUUGCUUUAGAAUAAUUUUUAAUUUGAAAAUUUAGUCAUUAUUGACAAAUUUAAAUACAUAACUCUACUAAUAUUUAUAUAAAUAAGGAAUAUUUAAAAUAUGUUGUAUGAAUGUAUAUUUUGUUGAUAUUAUUUUGUGUAUUAUGUAUGUAUUUCUAAAAGUGCAGAAUUAUUUUAUAAUAAUUACUGCUCUUUUUAUUGUUUUUAUUUAAUUUAUUUAAUGUGAAUGAAUAUUUUUAUAUUGUUUAUUCGAUAUUAUUUUUUAUCUGUGAUGACUUAAGCUCUCUGCAGCAUUAUUAUGAAUAUUUAUAUUAUACUUCAGUAAUUGGUGACUUGUAUUUAAUCGACUUCUUGAAUAACAAAUGAAAAUUAUAAAGAUUUGUUGUGAAAUAAAAAUCUGAUUUAUCUUCUA